AUGGCUGCUGCUAAACUUCCACCGCAAGUAUUGGAAGCAUUGUUUUCUUAUAUAGACAUAUCUGAUCUACGGAAUUGUGCUCUAGUGUGUAAGAAUUGGUAUAAAUAUCUAAAUGAUGAGAAUAACGAUGUAUGGCGAUUUAAUUGUGUGCGAAAACUCGCAGAAGAAGCAUUGAAAUCGGACGUUCUGAAAAAUGUCCCUACAUACAAAGCGAAAUUACGGGCAUUUUACCAUGCAUGGAACCCAAGUGACUGUUCGAGGAAUAUGUAUGUGAAACAGAAUGGGUUUACAGUGCAUCGGAACCCAGUAGCACAAAGUACAGACGGUUCUCGGGGUAAGAUAGGGUUCCGAGCGGGUCGACACUGUUGGGAGAUUUGGUGGGAAGGUCCACUUGGAACUGUAGCUGUGAUAGGACUAGCCACCAAAAAUGCCCCAAUUCAGUGUCAGGGCUACGUGAGUCUACUAGGCAGUGAUGACCAGAGCUGGGGUUGGAACCUUGUAGAUAAUCAUCUUAUUCACAAUGGAGAUAACCAAGGAAAUUAUCCAACAUUAAACAAUGCUCCAAAGUAUCAGGUUGGAGAAAGAAUACGAGUUAUAUUAGAUUGUGAUGAUAAUACGCUAGCUUUUGAGAAAAAUUAUGAAUUUUUAGGUGUUGCAUUUCGGGGUUUGCCGGAUACUCCUUUGUACCCGUCCGUGUCAGCUGUUUAUGGAAACACGGAAGUGUCAAUGGUGUACCUUGGACCACCUCUGGAUGGAUGACACGGUUCCACUUAUUUUAGUAGGAUUUAUAACUAAUUGUAUUCUGAUAAGCAUCUCAGUGAAUGUGACUUGUGUUGUGACAAGCAUAUGAAUGAAUUGAGCUGACCAUAGAAACGGAGAACAACCCAAUUGGGUUUGAUUCAUUUUAAAUCACUAUAAGCCUUAAUACAGGUGUAUAGUGUAAUGCUAUCAGCAGUAUUAAGCAAAUCAUGUUGUGUAAACAUGUAUGCCUCAUCUAUCAGCAUGUAAAUGUACCAUAUGGCAUCACUUUAAACAACAUGAUAUAUACAUGAACAACUUUGAUGUGUUAAGCUUCAUCACAGGUGAAAAUAGGACACUUAACCACUAGUGCUAAUCACAACUGUACAAAAAAAUAUUCAGAUAGAGAGAACCAGUAGUGCUUCAUAGACUUUAAGGUUGAACCAGUGUGUGGAUGAGAGGUUGUUUGUAUGGGCACCUGAUUUUCAAGUUUACAAGUCUGCUAUGUGAUGUCCAUGCUGUGCUUAAACUGCACAAGUUACUUCCCUUGACUUGGGCCAUGACAUAUAUGGCUAUGUACCAUGUAUAUUUCUUGUUGAAUGGAAACUUAAAUUGGAAGUUUUCUUCUGUUUUAUUUUGUUCAUUCUUGUCACUGAUUUGGAGAUAUUGAUAUACACUAUGUAAUUAAUUAUGACAUAGUAUUUCUGCCAAUUCAAAAAUUAAGAUGAAAAAGUCUUUUUAA
Messenger RNA from Ylistrum balloti, 1480 nucleotides. RefSeq names its product F-box/SPRY domain-containing protein 1-like. Gene Ontology annotation, molecular function: protein binding. Gene Ontology annotation, cellular component: SCF ubiquitin ligase complex; synapse. The record is from RefSeq and is a predicted model, not a curated record. Gene Ontology annotation, biological process: proteasome-mediated ubiquitin-dependent protein catabolic process; synapse assembly involved in innervation. The transcript is spliced from 3 exons. NCBI's taxonomy places the organism in Eukaryota, Metazoa, Mollusca, Bivalvia, Pectinida, Pectinidae. The coding region runs from base 1 to 759 and encodes 252 amino acids.